UGUCACCUCGGAUGCACGACGAUCUGCCAUGGCCCCACGACGCUGUACGCGCUCUUGUUUGAGCCGCUGGUGACGGCCCAACGCUACCGACGACGCGCGGUUGACAUGAUGUGGCCGCUCCUACGCGCCUGUGUGAUGCACACUGUCUGGCUCGCCCGCAACGACCGCGUCUUCCGUCCCGAGGCGCCCGUCCUGACACCCGAAGCGGCCGCCGCCCGCGCCGCGUUUUUGACCAAGAUGCACCUUCACCACUUGAUGCUGAAUACCCAAGCGAUGUGCCUCUUUCAAAUGAUGCGCGCCCUGCGCCACGACGCCUGGCUUCGUGACAACCUCGUCCCGGCGUGCGCCAUCCACACGCCUCGCCUUCAACACGGCUAAGCCUCGUCGCUGAGGCCGUCUAGCACAACACGCUCUGAAUCGAAAGUCCACCCCCCAAAAACAGUUCAGUGUAAAUUAUAUCUAAAUAGACUCACUUCAACAACGA
Saprolegnia diclina VS20 is the source of this 484-nucleotide messenger RNA. RefSeq lists its product as hypothetical. The record is from RefSeq and is a predicted model, not a curated record. Lineage: Eukaryota; Oomycota; Saprolegniomycetes; Saprolegniales; Saprolegniaceae. The annotation marks the transcript as partial. The transcript has a single exon.